GUCCUGACGGUGUCUUGUGCAUUCUGCCGAGUGGCAGCAUUAUUUUUGUUCUGUGGACUGUCGUCCUGUCCACUGCCCCUCACCCUGCUGCUUUGCCUGGAUCUGGACUUGCUUUAGCUACUUUUGGAAUAGCACACCCUUUCUCUUGUUUUCAGCUAUUGUGGAUUGGUGAAUUCUUAGUUGUGAGCUGGUAAAGGAAAGGAAAGUCUGAUAUUAUAAGUUGACGCAGUGGCCCUCAGGAUGUCAGGAUCAUUACAAGUGAUGCAGAAGCAGCAACAGCAGCAGCAGCAGCAGCAGCAUCAUCAACAUCAGGAACAACAGCAGCAUCGCUAUGAGAGCAGCUGUCACCUGAGCACCAAGUCGUCUUUUAGCCAGCAGUCGUUCUCGACUUACAAGACAACCACCCGUCGCCUGAAGACCUCUGUGAAGACAGAGAAGGGGCAGGAGGUGGUUAAACUGAGCCCGCUACCCAAGAGAGCCAAACGCACUUACCUGGCAAUGGACACGGACAAAGAAGUUAUCGGCUAUGUCAUUCCUGUAUUCAGGGCUAGUCAUGAUGUUGUUCGCGGUCUGAUGGAGGCCCGGGAGGAAGAGGUCACGGAGGAGGGGAUUAACUAUGUGGCCAUGAGGAACCUGUUUGUCAGGGAGGCCAGGGAGGCUAUGGACGUUAAAGUGGUGAAGAAAACCAGAACAACGCAUGUCAGGGAAUCCGCCGAACGCCUGGAACUGAACAAGACGAUGGACGAGUGGACUGAGUUUCGUAAGAAAAUGAACCCAGACAGCCUGACACACCCUCCAGAGUUUAUCGUCAAGCCCCGUGGACAGACUGUCUGGGAGGGCAAGACUCUCAAGCUGCAUUGCACUGUGGCUGGAUGGCCUAAACCCAGGAUUGCCUGGUACAAAAACAAUGUGCUCAUUGAUGCCAAGGCCCACCCUGAGAAGUACACAGUCGAGAGCAAUUACAACAUGCACUCCCUGGAGAUCAAGAACUGUGAUUUCAUCGACACUGCUCAGUAUCACGUCUCUGCCCUCAAUGUGAAAGGGGAAGCAUCCUCUGUGGCUACUAUUGUUGUCAAAAGGUUCCAGGAGGGCGAGGAAGCAGGUCCACUUGAUCCUAAACCACAUGGUUUCUGCCCUGAGCAUGGUGUUACCUUUGAAACAACCAUCAUUGACAAAUUCGAAGUGGCCUUUGGCAGUGAAGGCGAGACACUGAGUCUGGGCUGCACUGUCAUCGUUUAUCCUACUGUGAAAAAAUACCAGCCUGAAGUCGUUUGGUACAGAAACUCUGUCCCCUUAAAGCCCUCUAAAUGGGUUCACACCCACUGGUCUGGAGAACGUGCCACACUCACCCUUGUCCACCUCAACAAGGAAGAUGAGGGCAUGUACACCCUGCGCGUCAACACCAAAUCUGGCUUUGACACCUACUCUGCCUAUGUGUUUGUCAGGGAUGCCGAUGUGGAGGUGGAGGGGGUUCCCGUGGCCCCCCUGGAUGUGCGCUGUCAUGAUGCCAACAAGGACUAUGUGGUGGUAACCUGGAAGCAGCCAGCAGUGGAGGGCAGCAGCUCCAUCUUGGGAUACUACAUCGACAGGUGCGAGGUGGGCACUCACCAUUGGGCUCAGUGUAAUGACUCCCCAGUGAAGUACGCCCGCUUCCCCGUCACAGGACUGGUGGAGGGGCGUUCUUACAUCUUCAGGGUGCGGGCCUUGAACAAGGCAGGAGUCAGCCGUCCGUCCCGUGUCUCCGAGGCCGUGGUUGCCAUGGAUCCCUCUGACAGAGCCCGCCUCCGAGCUGGCCCCUCAGCUCCUUGGACUGGGAUGAUCAAGUUCACAGAGGAGGACUCCACUGUGGGCGUUGUCCCUGGAGAGCCCACUGAUGUUGUGGUUACCGAGGCAACCAAGAGCUACGUGGUGCUUGCCUGGAAGCCUCCAGUGCAGAGGGGUCAUGAAGGAGUCAUGUAUUUUAUUGAGAAGUGUAUUUCAGGGACAGACACCUGGCAGAGGGUGAACACUGGUAUGCCAGUCAAGUCUCCCCGCUUUGCCCUGUUUGAUCUGGCAGAGGGUAAAUCCUACAGCUUCCGUGUGCGCUGCUGCAACUCCGCAGGUGUGGGCGAGCCCUCUGUAUCCACAGGAGAGAUCACGGUGGGAGAUAAACUGGACCUGCCCUCAGCUCCGGGCAAUCCAGUGGCCACCAGGAACACCGACACCUCAGUGGUGGUCUCCUGGGGGGCCUCUAAGGAUGUCAUACACCUGGUCGGCUACUAUAUUGAAUGUAGCGUGGUGGGCACCGAUGUCUGGAUGCCUUGCAACAACAAACCUGUCAAACAGACUAGGUUUGUAUGCCAUGGCCUGACUACCGGGACCAACUAUGUGUUUAGGGUCAAGGCAGUCAACGCUGCUGGAUACAGCCAGAGCUCCCCCAAUUCUGAUGCUGUGGUUGUGCAGGCUGCUAUAUCUGUCCCUGGAAAGCCCACUGGUGUGACCCUGCUGGAGGCUGUAAAGGACUACAUGGUACUGGGCUGGACCGCGCCUGCUAAAAAUGGAGGAGCCGAUAUCAGGGGAUAUUUUGUGGACUACAGGACCGUGAAGGGAGAUGUGGUUGGGAAAUGGCAUGAAAUGAACCACCAGGCAUUGACUACUACCUCUUAUAAAGCUGAGAACCUGAAGGAGAGCGUCUUCUACCAGUUCCAGGUGCGCGCUAUGAACAUGGCAGGUGUAAGUAAAGCUUCUCUGGCCAGUGCAGCUCUGGAGUGCAAGGAGUGGACCAUUACUGUGGCAGGUGCUCCUGUUGGUCUUCAUGUGCUGGAGGUUCGUGACACCUCCGUCGUGGUCCUGUGGGAGCCACCUGCAUUUAAUGGCCGCACUCCUGUCAAUGGCUACUAUUUGGAUGUCAAGGUGGCCUCUGCUGGAGAGGAAGGCUGGAAGGCUGCUCAUGAGAAGGCCAACAAGAUGAAAUACAUGAAGGUGACAGGGCUGAAGGCUGGUACAUCCUACGUCUUCCGUGUGCGUUCUCAAAAUCUUGCUGGUGUUGGAAAGCCCUCAGCAGUCUUAGGUCCAAUCCUGGCCCAGACUCGCCCUGGCACCAAAGAGAUUUAUGUGGAUGUCGAUGAUGAUGGUGUGAUUUCUAUGGUCUUUGAGUGCUCUGAGAUGAAUGAGGGCUCUGAGUUUGUUUGGUCCAAGAAUUACCAGGCUAUCACAGACACCUCUCGCCUGACUAUUGUCACUGAACGGGGCAGGUCAAGAGCUAUCUUCAACAGUCCCUCGCUGGAGGAUCUGGGCACCUUCUCCUGUGUGGUCACCAACACUGACGGCAUCUCCUCCAGCUACACACUCACUGAGGAGGGUCUCAAGCGUCUUCUGGACAUCAGCCAUGACCACAAGUUCCCUGUUAUUCCCUUUAAGAAUGAAAUGGCCAUGGAGCUGCUUGAGAAGGGUUGCGUGCGAUUCUGGACUCAGGUGGAGAAAUGCACUUCUGCCUGCCAAGUGGAGUACGUCUUUAAUGACGUCAUCAUUACUCAGGGAAAGAAAUACACAAUGAACUUCGACAAAUCCACCGGCAUCAUUGAAAUGUUUAUGGACUCUCUGGAGGUCACUGAUGAGGGAACUUUCACCUUUAACCUGGUGGAUGGCAAGGCUAAGGGUACAACCAGUCUGGUGCUCAUUGGAGAUGAAUUCAGGGAGCUUCAAAAGAAAUCAGAAUUUGAGAGGGCAGAAUGGGUCAGGAAACAAGGUCCACACUUUGUCGAGUACCUUGACUUCACUGUUACUGCAGAAUGUAAUGUGCUGUUGAAAUGCAAGAUAGGAAAUGUCAAACCAGAGACUGAGAUCACCUGGUCUAAGGACAGAAUUGAGAUUGCCGAGGAUGACGAGGAUGCUAAGAAAAUCGAGAGAAAGAACAGCGAGCUGACCUUUAAUAUCGGAAAGUGGGUUAUUAAGCAAGAGAAACAGAAAGAAAAAGAAGGAAAAAAGCCACCUGCCGAGGACGUUCCCCCGCCGCCAAGACCCAAAAUCUCCAAGAACGAUGCAGGUAUUUACGAGGUCUUCCUGAGGGACGACAGAGGCAAAGAUAAGAGCACCUUCAAUCUGACGGAUGCAGGAUACCAAGCUGUAAUGAAUGAGCUGUUCAGGGUUAUUGCCAAGUCCUCCUCUGAAAUCAAAAUUCUCAGUACUGAACAUGGCAUCAUCCUCUACUCCAUGGUCACAUAUUACAAUGAGGACCUGCGUGUUGGUUGGCUCCACAAAGAUGCUAAGAUUGCCGCCUCAGAGAGGGUUAAGUCUGGAGUCACAGGGGAGCAGCUUUGGCUUAAGAUCAAUGAGCCCACUGAGAAGGACAAGGGCAAAUACACCGUGGACAUCUUUGAUGGCAAGGACGGAGUAAAGAGAGUCUUUGAUCUGACUGGUCAGGCAUGGGAAGAGGCAUUUGAAGAAUUCCAAAGGCUCAAGGCGGCAGCAAUUGCAGAGAGAAACCGUGCUCGUGUUAUUGGAGGCUUGCCAGAUGUGGUUGCAAUCCAAGAGGGCAAGUCCCUGAACCUGACUGGCAAUGUCUGGGGCGAGCCUGUGCCAGAGGUAAGCUGGAUAAAGAACGACAAGGAGCUGGUGUCCGACGAGCGCUACAAACUCAAGUUCGAGCAUGGCAAGUUUGCCAGCAUCACAAUCGCCACCGUCACCACGUCUGACUCUGGCAAAUACGCCCUCCUGGUCAAGAACAAGUACGGCACAGAGGCUGGCGAGUUCACCGUCAGUGUCUACAACCCAGAUGACGAGGAGAACAAGGAGGAGAAGAAAGGCUAAAGGAUGAUGCAGUGUAAUAACAUAAAGCAGAAAAGAUGAACGACUGGGCUGUCUCCAAAGCAUUUUACCCCGGCACAUGCCGGUGCACCAAAGCAGUUUAAAUAAAUGAUGAAUGUAGCUGCUUCCUCGUGCGUCUUUCAUGUGCUGGGCUAAAGAGCUUUGGGCAUAGCUUGUCGAGGAAGCAAACAAUGAAUGAGAUACAGAGGGGAUUAUUGUGUGCUUGCAGUUGCUUGACAUGUCUUCUGUCACUUCUGGCCACUAUCAGCAUUAAAUGUAAUGUAUAAUCAUGGGA
Siniperca chuatsi (mandarin fish) is the source of this 5080-nucleotide messenger RNA. It is a transcript of the gene myom1a, whose product is annotated as myomesin 1a (skelemin). Gene Ontology annotation, molecular function: protein binding. The transcript has 38 exons. The coding region runs from base 241 to 4788 and encodes 1515 amino acids. Lineage: Eukaryota; Metazoa; Chordata; Actinopteri; Centrarchiformes; Sinipercidae. The record is from RefSeq and is a predicted model, not a curated record.